CAGUGCAGGUGGAGGGCCCCGGCGGGGCAAAGUGGCAGGAACCUCUUAAAGGGCGAGAGCGGCGGAGAGCUAGAACUCGGCCCGGCCCGGCCCGGCCCGGCCAGGUCCCCGCCCCGUCCAGCCCAGCGACACCAUGACAACAGAGAAGAGUUUAGUGGCUGAGGCGGCUGAAAAUUCACCACACCAACAACAGAAGGAAGACGGUGAGGGAGCCAUAAACUCAGGCCAACAGGAAACUCAACUGGAGGAGGCUUCUCAAACAGCAACUGAGGGAGAUCACCAGUGUGAACAGAAGCUGAAAACAUCGAAUGGAGACACUCCUACCCAUGAAGACUUGACCAAGAACAAGGAACGAACAUCAGAAAGCAGAGGCCUGUCACGACUGUUCUCCUCAUUUCUGAAAAGGCCCAAAUCUCAAGUGUCUGAGGAAGAAGGCAAAGAAGUUGAGUCAGAUAAAGAAAAAGGUGAAGGUGGUCAGAAAGAGACAGAAUUUGGAACUAGUCUUGAUGAAGAGAUCAUUUUAAAGGCCCCAAUUGCAGCUCCUGAACCUGAGCUCAAAACAGACCCAUCUUUGGAUCUUCAUUCAUUAAGCAGUGCAGAAACACAGCCCGCUCAGGAAGAACACAGAGAAGAUCCAGAUUUUGAAACUAAAGAAGGAGAAGGACUUGGCGAGUGCUCCAAAACAGAAGUGAAGGAAGAAAGUCCAGAAUCAAAAGCAGAAAGAGAAUUAAAGGCUUCCCAAAAGUCAAUCAGAAAACACAGAAACAUGCACUGCAAAGUUUCUUUGUUGGAUGACACCGUUUAUGAAUGUGUUGUGGAGAAACAUGCUAAGGGACAAGAUUUGCUUAAACGAGUAUGUGAGCACCUCAAUCUUUUGGAGGAAGACUAUUUUGGCCUAGCCAUUUGGGAUAAUGCAACUUCUAAGACAUGGCUGGAUUCUGCCAAAGAAAUAAAAAAGCAGGUUCGUGGUAUCCCUUGGAAUUUUACAUUUAAUGUAAAGUUUUACCCACCUGACCCAGCGCAAUUAACAGAAGACAUAACAAGAUAUUAUUUAUGUCUUCAGCUUCGGCAGGACAUAGUUGCAGGACGUCUGCCCUGUUCCUUUGCAACCUUAGCGUUAUUAGGUUCUUAUACCAUCCAGUCUGAGCUGGGAGACUAUGACCCAGAACUCCAUGGUGUGGAUUAUGUUAGUGAUUUUAAACUGGCCCCAAAUCAGACCAAGGAACUGGAAGAGAAGGUCAUGGAACUGCAUAAGUCAUACAGGUCCAUGACUCCAGCUCAAGCUGACUUGGAAUUUCUUGAGAAUGCCAAAAAGUUGUCUAUGUAUGGAGUUGAUCUUCAUAAAGCAAAGGACUUAGAAGGAGUGGAUAUCAUCUUAGGUGUCUGCUCUAGUGGCCUUCUGGUUUAUAAAGAUAAGCUGAGAAUUAACCGCUUUCCUUGGCCCAAAGUGCUAAAGAUUUCUUACAAACGUAGCAGCUUUUUUAUCAAGAUUCGGCCUGGAGAGCAAGAACAGUAUGAAAGUACUAUUGGAUUCAAACUUCCCAGUUACCGUGCAGCUAAGAAAUUAUGGAAAGUCUGUGUAGAACAUCACACAUUUUUCAGAUUGACAUCUACAGACACCAUCCCCAAAAGCAAAUUUCUUGCACUGGGAUCCAAAUUUCGAUACAGUGGCCGAACCCAAGCUCAGACCAGGCAAGCCAGUGCUCUGAUUGACAGGCCUGCCCCACACUUUGAGCGUACAGCAAGCAAACGAGCAUCCCGGAGCCUUGAUGGAGCAGCAGCUGUUGAUUCAGCAGACAGAAGUCCUCGGCCCACCUCUGCACCUGCCAUUGCUCAGAGUCAGGUCACAGAAGGUAGUGUCCCGGGUACAUCUGUUAAAAAAACAGUGGUCCCUAAAGCACAGAAGGAAACAGUGAAGGUCGAAGUGAAAAAGGAAGAAGAGCCACCUGAGCAGGCUGUGCCAGAGCCCACAGAAGCAUGGAAGGUGGAAAAAACUCACAUCGAGGUCACAGUACCUACCUCAAAUGGUGACCAAACACAGAAGGUUGCAGAAAAAACUGAAGAUCUGAUAAGAAUGAGGAAGGAUUUAGACAAAAGUCAAGAAGAGAUAAAAAAACAUCAUGCCAGCAUCAGUGAGCUGAAAAAGAACUUCAUGGAGUCUGUACCAGAACCACGGCCUAGUGAAUGGGAUAAACGUUUAUCCACUCACUCCCCCUUCCGAACUCUCAACAUCAAUGGGCAAGUCCCCACAGGAGAAGGAAGAAUAAAUGGCAUUCGCACAGAGGAGGUGGCUGUCGUGACAAAGGGGCCAUCUACUAACCCUGACUCUGAAUGGGAGGGGCCCAAGCAUUCAGUAGUUCCUAGUAAGAGCCAGAUGACCACCCCAUCGGAGUCUCCACAAAGCUUUGACUUUGGCUCCCUUUCCAUAAGCAGCAAGGAGACAGAAGAGAAGGCACAGGGGACAGCUGGCUAUCUUGAUGUUCAGGAGAUGCCAAGAGGCCCAAUUGGGGAAUGCAUGCUAGUGGAGGAACAGGCCAGUGCCAUAAAAUUCUCAGUUACACCAGCUUCCUGUCAGCUGCACCUUGGUGAAAAAAAGGCAGAGAGUAGUGAAGAAUUUGUUACACCAGGAGAGCCACUUGGAAAACAAAAUGGAUCAUUUCUUGACUUUCAUGUGGGUAACCAGUUCCCCACCCUCGUUCGAAGUUUCCAGCCUCCCCUGGUGAAGACUCAAACUGUCACCAUCUCAGAUACUGCCAAUGCUGUGAAAAGUGAAAUCCCAACCAAAGAUGUCCCUAUUGUCCAUACUGAGACCAAGACCAUCACUUAUGAAGCUGCCCAGACUGACGACAGCAAUGGGGACUUGGACCCGGGAGUCUUGCUGACAGCUCAGACCAUCACAUCUGAGACCACAAGCAGCACCACCACAACUCAGAUUACCAAGACUGUAAAAGGUGGGAUUUCAGAGACACGAAUUGAAAAGAGAAUUGUGAUCACAGGAGAUGCUGAUAUUGACCAUGAUCAGGUCCUCGUGCAAGCCAUUAAGGAGGCAAAGGAGCAGCACCCAGACAUGUCAGUGACCAAGGUGGUUGUCCAUCAGGAGACCGAGAUUGCUGAGGAAUGAUCUCAGGAACUAUCCUACCCACCCCCCACCUUUCCCCCAUCCAAGAGAAACCAGCAAAAUGUUAAUGAAGCUAGCCUGCAGUAGUCAGACUUCAGACUUGCAAGAUUAUUCUAAACCACCGGAAAAUUAAUCUCAUUUUCUAUCUGGAGUUUAUACCAAAAGAUUCUUCUAUAUACCACUGAUCCUUUUGAAGAUCUUUUUCUAUACUGGGAAACCAGAAUUGUUCAACUUUUCACUCUAUGGACUGGUUUAAAAGAGUUUUGGGUUUUUUUAUCGGGUGUUUGUAACCCCCAUCAACCAAGCCUCUGCCCAUUUAUUCCAAUCCGAUACUGACAGGGUCCCCAGAAUCCUCCGGGAAAUGCUCCAGAGUCUCUGCCAGUUGCAUUGGAGACAAUGCUGGCUCAGUAGGACAUCUGUGUUCCUCCCUAGCUGGAUGUCCUUUGGAUGACAGCAGAAACUUCAUAUACCAGCUUUUUCUCAGAGCCAAUGAUGUGACUUUGCCAGAAUGUCAGGUGGGGCAACUGCUGUGAUCCACAGACCCCAGAAGAAUGUCCCUGACCCUUUGUUGAGGGUGGUUUUGUUAAGGCAGACACCUCUGCUAAGAAUGUAGUAUUGUUUUUCCUUCCUCCUUCCUUUCUUUUUGGAGCUUCUUUGGGUCAAAGACAUAAGAAGUUGCUUCAGAUAUAUCUGAUACUGUGAAUGUUUGAACAUAUUCGUGGCCUUCACCUCUCCAGCUACCCUCUUACCUCAUCAGAAGCAGUGGCUCAGCUAAGUGCUCCCCCCAGCUUCCAUCUCAGGAGACCAAAACUCACGGAAAAAAAUAGGCACUUUUGGCCAAAAAUGCUAAUGAGACAUUUUUAGUGGUGAUUUGAAGAAGGAAAAUGAAUGAAGUUUUCAAAGUAAGGUUUUCCAGUUCUGGGAGUGUGCAC
Molecule: messenger RNA, 4050 nt
Organism: Carlito syrichta (Philippine tarsier)
Lineage: Eukaryota; Metazoa; Chordata; Mammalia; Primates; Tarsiidae
Gene: EPB41
Product: erythrocyte membrane protein band 4.1
Exons: 21
Coding region: 134-3121 (995 amino acids)
Biological process (GO): cortical actin cytoskeleton organization
Cellular component (GO): plasma membrane; cytoskeleton
Molecular function (GO): actin binding; structural molecule activity
Source: RefSeq, a predicted model, not a curated record